AUGAUGAAAACCGAAGGCAAAGGGGAAAGGACUUUAAGAAGUGCUUCUCCGCACCGAAAUGCCUAUAAAUCAGAUUUCCAUGCUAUCAAAUGCUCUUUUGAUAGUGUAAACAAUCCUGAAAAUGCUUCCAACAAAACAGGGUUGCAUCAGAAGCUGAGCACCUCUUCCAAUGGAGGGGGAAGUGACCCACACAGUCGAGGCAGAGCUACCACUUAUGGCAAUAGAGUACAUAAGAUCAAAAAUAUGUUUCUGCAAAUGGGAGGCUCUUCUUCCACACCCCCUUGUGAAAGCAGUCCACCUGCUGAGACCAAAUUAAUCAGCCGGGCCACAUCAGCAGAGUAUGGACCUUCUCCAGGUAGUCCAUCUUUCCUCAUUGUCCAAAAAAAUAAUUUUCUUAAUACAAGUACAAGCCCCUGUGGCAGUCCUGUGGAUUCAUCGUCUGUGCUUUCUGCUACCGACAAGGUCAUCCGUAGCAAUGAUGAGGCAGACUUGGACAAAGUUGCCCUGGCAGAAAAAUUUUCGGAAACCAGGAAGCUGUUUGAGAGAAAUAUAAAACAACGGAGCUCGGUGGACAGAUACUCCCCCAGCAAAUGUGAAAGAAGUGAGGAUAAGAGGAGACGCAGUUCAGCUUCUGAUUGCAACAAUGUGGUUGACCACGUUAGUUUUAGUACAGAAGCAAGUCUUCCAGUUGCACUGGAGAAGGAAGAGAAUCACAGUAAUGAGGAGUUGAAGCAGCAGCAUACCAGUAGUGGUUCCAAAUCCUCCUUCCCAAAUGCAGGGCCCAUUUCCAGGAGGCUGGAAAGUUUUCUGGGUGACAGUGAUACUGAAGAAUCUAAAGAAAUUUCCAAGAAUCAGGGUCUUCAGAAUCAGGACCCUUUGAGAGGCCACCACAGUUUGGAUUCAUUUGCUGUUGCUGAAGGAUGUCCAAAGAAGGCUGUGUCCACCAAAGGGCCUGUGAUCCUCAGAGGUGAUUUGAGUGAGGCACUUGGAAAAGACAAAAGAGAACAACUUGAGAGAAGCCUGUGGGAUAUGGGCAGUAUUCCUGGUGAGGAGACUCAAACAUCAGAUAGUAUCCUCUCGCGGGUUUCUCCUGUGGAGACUUACACAGAGCUGGUUGCACAAGAUGAAAGCUCAGGGUGUGAAAAAGAAGGUUUGGAGAAAGAUCACAUUGUUCAAGAGGAUCAGCUGCUCAGAUGUCAUGUACAGGAAGGAAAGAGGAACUACUAUUCCUUGGAAGUGGUAGAAGAGUUUACGGAAGGCAGCAAGAUCAAUCCAGAGGAGGAAACAGAUGGGAUGUCUGUAGGAGACAGUCCAGUUACACGAAUUCAGGGUGUUCUAGAGCAGGAAGGGGAUACUGAAGAAGAGGAGCAAGUGGUGGAAAAGCAGAGCGAGAAACUAAGUGCUUUUGGAAUAGAGAAUGCAGCUUUUGAUGAUGAUAGGAAUACAGAGGCAGAAAAUCAAGGGCCUGGAGGCAAAGAAAUUUUGGAAGGAGAGGAGGAGUAUAUGUAUGACAGUGAAUAUGAGGAGUUUCCUGGGCUCUCUGAAGAGGAAGAUCCUGAGCCAGACCGAAAAGUCAAGUUCUCAACAGCUCCUAUCAAGGUUUUCAGUACUUACUCAAAUGAAGACUAUGAUAGACGUAAUGAAGAAGUUGACCCUGUGGCAGCCUCAGCUGAGUAUGAGCUUGAGAAGAGAGUGGAAAAAAUGGAAGUAUUUCCUGUGGAAAUUGAAAAAGGUGACAGCGGUCUGGGCAUCAGUAUUAUUGGAAUGGGAGUUGGUGCUGAUCAGGGACUGGAAAAACUAGGGAUUUUUGUGAAAACAAUAACAGACGGUGGAGCUGCUCAGAAGGAUGGACGUAUUCAAGUAAAUGAUCAGAUUGUUGAAGUUGAUGGCAUAAGUCUAGUGGGAGUUACUCAGUUCUUUGCAGCCACUGUGUUAAAAAACACGAAAGGCACAGUGAGGUUUCUGAUUGGGAGAGAGAAGCCAGGGACUCAGAGUGAAGUAGCCCGCCUCAUUAGUGAGACCUUGGAGCAAGAGAGGUGUCUGUAUGAGCAGCACUAUGUUCAUGAUGAUACAGAGCAGGAUGAUGACUAUGAUGAUGAUGAUGAUACAUAUGAGUCCCAUUUCCAUGGAAAAUCAGUAGAAGUUUUUGAUCUGCCUGAAAAUGAAGAUAUUGGUUUACCACUGGAUAUGGAUUCAGCACAAUCUCUUCUUAAAUUUAAAGAGCUACAGUUAAAGCACGCAGUAACAACAGCUGAAGUGAAUCAACUGAAGGAGAAGUUAAAAAUUGUUGAAGCAGAAAAAAAUGAAUGGAAGCUAAGUCGGGCCCAACUUCAGCAAAACUUAGAGGAGAGCAAAGAGAAAAUUAAAAAGUUAGAGACCUACUGGUUAGAGGCACAGAGUUUAUGCAAAACAGUGAAUGAGCAUCUUAAAGAAACUCAAGAACAAUGUGAUGCCCUUGAAAAGAAAUACAACAAGGCCAAGAAAUUGCUUAAAGAUUACCAACAAAAAGAAUUAGAAUUUAUGAAAAAAGAAGAGGAUCAUUCAAGGCUGCUUGAAGAGAGAGACCAGAAGUAUGCAGAACAGAUGAAAAUACAUCAGGAAAAAAUCUCGGAGCUUGAAAGUAAAUUAAAAAUGUAUGAGAGAAUGCCAUAUACGCUUGGAGGUGGCGAUUUAUUGGAAGAUGGCUGUCAAAGUCCAGACCAAUAUAAUGAACACUCAACAGUAAGAGAAGAAAUUGAAAAACAAACUGAAUCAGUAGAAGAAAGACCAAAUUCUUCAGAUAUGCUAAUUUCUGAUUUUGAUGCGUUUGUUGGGGAUACUCCCAGAUUAGACACCAGUGCCCACAAAGCAAAAGCUCAGCUGGCUUUGAAAGUAAAACGCCAGCCACCUUCUCGGUCAAAGCUGAAAGAAUCUCUUGGGGUUGGACAUCAGGCUGCAAAUCUGCAGGAUGAGGAUUCAGAAGAUACUGUUUUCAACAGAGAACUUUCCACUGUGUACCUAACCAAGACAUUAGAAACAAAUGAAAAAUUAACUCUCUCUCACCUGGACAACAUUGAUCAAAAGAGUGAAAAAGCUGAACAGAAGGAAAGCACAGAAAGUCCUGUGGAGUCAAGUCCUUCAGCUUCCACACACUCUUCUCCAGUACACAAACCAAGCAAUGAAAAUAGCACAACCACACCUCGUUCACCUCCUCCUGAAGAUGUGGUCCUAAAUUCUCCUCCAGGGUAUUCCAAGAAUCUAAAGCAAAGAGAAUCAAAAGGGAAAGGGAAAGAGGCCAAGGAAGAAAAGAAAAGUGAAGACAGGACAGUAGAAACAAAUGAAGGAACAUCAGGGAAGUCCAAAAGGAGAUUUCCAGAUUUUGGGGGAUUACGAAAAUCUGGAGGCAAGGGCAAGAAACAAGAAAAAGAAAAUCUAAGAGGUUCUCUGGAUAGCAGAGGUUCCCGAGAACUGUUGGAUGACUCUGGCAACAACCUAUCUGCAUCAGAUUCAGAUUCCCCUGUUCCUACUUGCAUGCCUUUCUCUUGGUUUGGAGACAGUCACAAAGAGCCUCAGAUUUCUAGUAGCAGCCUGCAUGUUACUCAGAGUGGGCAGGACAGUUGUGAACACGGUCAAGAGAAGAACAGAAAUAAGAGUAGAAUUGUCAUAGAUGAUACAUACCAUAGCAAGCCAAGUUGUGAACUAUCAGGGUUAGUGACAGAACCAAAUCUGUCAGGUCGUUCACACACUUUAACCUUCUCUUCAAAUGAGGCAUUAGAUGAUGAAUUUGCAACAACAGGAAAGCAAAAUCAAUGGCAUAGUAGACCUAUUUCUGAAUGGACCACGCAGCAAGUGUGCCACUGGUUGAUGGGAAUGAACAUGGAGCAGUACAUUAAAGAGUUCACAGCUAUGAACAUAGAUGGACAACAGUUAAUGCAGCUUGACAGUGACAAGUUAAAGGCUUUGGGAGUUUCCAGUCAAAAUGACAGAUCAACAAUAAAGAAAAAAAUUAAGGAUAUUAGAAAGACACAAGAAAAACUGGAAAAGCAAAAGGAAAAGGUUCAAAAGAAGGAGAGAGAAGUUCGCAAGACUGGCAGAGUGGUAGCCACACUUGAAUCAAGCUGCUAA
This is a messenger RNA of Indicator indicator, 4104 nucleotides long. Its product is annotated as neurabin-1-like. Gene Ontology annotation, biological process: calcium-mediated signaling; actin filament organization; neuron projection development. The transcript has 18 exons. Gene Ontology annotation, cellular component: cytoplasm; postsynaptic density; dendrite. NCBI's taxonomy places the organism in Eukaryota, Metazoa, Chordata, Aves, Piciformes, Indicatoridae. The record is from RefSeq and is a predicted model, not a curated record. The coding region runs from base 1 to 4104 and encodes 1367 amino acids. Gene Ontology annotation, molecular function: actin filament binding.